UCCUUCAAGUCCCCCAACUCCUCACUCAUCUCCCUCCUCGCGCUCUCUUUAAUCCUCCAUUUUCUCUCUCCUCCACACAGCAACAUCAAUGGCUCCCAAAAUCCCUAAACCUCCAACAAAACCCCCUCAUAAUCCCCCAAAACCGCAAAAUCAACAAUCGAAGAAACAACACCAGAAACCGGAAAACCCUAGCAUCAAACGAAAUUGGUCAAUUGCCGAUUUCGAGAUCGGAAAACCCUUGGGAAAGGGUAAAUUCGGUAGAGUUUACCUCGCUCGCGAAAUUAAGAGUAAUUAUAUAGUGGCGUUGAAAGUAAUAUUCAAGGAGCAGAUUGAGAAGUAUAAGCUGCAUCAUCAAUUGAGGAGAGAGAUGGAGAUUCAAAUGAGCUUACGCCAUCCUAAUGUUUUGAGACUUUAUGGGUGGUUUCAUGAUGAUACAAGGAUUUUCUUGAUACUUGAGUAUGCUUUUCGUGGUGAGCUUUAUAAGGAGCUCCGUCGAUCCGGUCAUCUUUCCGAAAAACAGGCAUCUACGUACAUUGCAAGUCUAACUGAGGCAUUGGCAUAUUGUCACGACAAGAACGUCAUCCAUAGAGAUAUCAAGCCAGAGAAUUUAUUGCUAGAUCAUGAGGGUCGCCUGAAGAUUGCAGAUUUUGGUUGGUCUGUACAAUCAAGAAAUAAGAGACACACAAUGUGUGGAACUCUUGACUAUUUGGCUCCAGAAAUGGUGGAAAACAAAGCCCAUGAUUAUGCAGUUGAUAAUUGGACUCUGGGUGUUCUUUGUUACGAAUUCUUGUUUGGAGUACCUCCAUUUGAGGCUGAGAGCCAACGUGAUACUUUCAGAAGGAUUAUGAAGGUUGAUUUAACCUUUCCAGAUGCACCCCAAGUCUCCUCAGAGGCCAAGGAUCUAAUUAGUGGACUGCUAGUGAAGGACUCUUCAAAGAGGCUUUCUCUUCAUAAGAUACUGGAGCACCCUUGGAUCCUGAAGAAUGCAGAACUCACAGGAACUUGUCGUAAAUAGAUCUGAUUUUCCAGCAAGCAUGUUAUGGAAUUUUGUCCUACAGAACGUACUAGUGAUUUUCCCAGGAAUGCUCCUGUGGACUGUAAGAACUGUCCCUCCUAAUAUUGUUUGCUGUAACUUGUGGCAGUUGGAAUCGCAUACAAUGUUUUGGUCUGCCUGAGCUAUUUCAUAUGUUGUCUGAGAAAACAUAUACUACUGUAUAAUGAUAAAGAUUCAUCAACAUGUACUGUGAAAAUGAUAAGCAGGAUAUACAUAUGCUUGGAGACACAUAUGUUGUAAUAUACUCCAUCUGUUCCUUAA
Beta vulgaris subsp. vulgaris (sugar beet) is the source of this 1315-nucleotide messenger RNA. Its product is annotated as serine/threonine-protein kinase Aurora-3. The coding region runs from base 89 to 1015 and encodes 308 amino acids. Gene Ontology annotation, cellular component: spindle microtubule; spindle pole centrosome; chromosome passenger complex. Gene Ontology annotation, molecular function: protein kinase activity; ATP binding. The transcript has 6 exons. Gene Ontology annotation, biological process: regulation of cytokinesis; mitotic spindle organization; protein phosphorylation. The record is from RefSeq and is a predicted model, not a curated record. Lineage: Eukaryota; Viridiplantae; Streptophyta; Magnoliopsida; Caryophyllales; Amaranthaceae.